CACGAUGUCGCGGCCCCAGGGUGUCCUUUCUUUCCGCUCCAGAGUUCCGAUCUUCGACGAAUCCAUUCGCUGUCCGACGUCUUCGUGUGGUCGAGAGGCGAUCCAUCCAUGGCGCUCGCUCUGCGCUCCCCGUGCGUCUCAGCUUCCGUCCUCUCUUCUCCGCUCGACGACCUCUACUCCUCCGCCGCCGCCAGAAGGAAUCGCGAACUAGGGCAUGGAUCGAGCUCCUUCGCGCCCUCCUCAAGGCUGGUGUUCUCAGUCCCCUCUUCCAUCGCUCCUCCUUCGCGAAGAAGGGCAAGUUGGAGAUGCGAGUGGAGGUACGACCACAUCCCCAAACAGUUUCGGGAGGAAAAUCUCAAAGACGGAUUAAUGGACAAUUAUAAAAAUGCUCCUAGAUACCUGUAUGGCCUUAGUGCUUCGCAGAUGGACAUGUUCAUGACUGAAGACAACCCUGUUAGGAGGCAAGCAGAAAAAGUUACUGAGGAAAGCGUUUCAUCUGCCAGAAAUUACCUUGACAAUGGAGGAAUGUAUAGCCUAACAGGCAUGAAAGAGGGUGCAUCAAAGUACAGUAUGAGUGUAAGUAUGUAUCGUGGAGGGGCCCGAGGAUAUGGAAGGCCAAGAACUGCCCCUCCGGAUUUACCAUCUUUGCUAUUAGAUGCUCGAAUUGUGUACCUUGGAAUGCCUAUAGUUCCAGCAGUGACUGAGCUUCUUGUUGCUCAGUUUAUGUGGUUGGAUUAUGAUAGUCCCUCUAAACCUAUAUACCUAUACAUAAACUCACCUGGGACACAGAAUGAGAAGAUGGAGAAUGUUGGAUCUGAAACAGAGGCAUAUGCCAUUGCUGAUACUAUAGGUUAUUGCAAAUCCAAAGUUUAUACAGUGAAUUGUGGCAUGGCAUAUGGUCAGGCAGCAAUGCUCUUAUCUCUGGGUGCCAAGGGCUACCGUGCUCUGCAGCCAAAUGCCUCCACUAAACUGUAUCUGCCUAAGGUCAACAAAUCUAGUGGAGCUGUCAUUGAUAUGUGGAUCAAGGCAAAAGAACUUGAUGCAAACACCGACUACUAUAUUGAAUUGUUAGCUAAAGGGAUUGGUAAGCCCAAGGAAGAGAUUGCAAAAGAUAUUCAGCGUCCAAAGUAUUUCCAAGCACAAGAAGCCAUUGCCUAUGGAAUUGCAGAUAAGAUUAUAGAUUCACGUGAUGCUGCAUUUGAGAAACGGAACUAUGAUGAGAUGCUGGCACAAUCAAAAGCCAUGCGAAGGGGAGCUGGUCCGCAAGCUGCUCCGUCUGGGUUUAGAUAGAUUUAGAGGCACAAACCAUAUAAAGCAAUGUAGAAUGAUGUGAAGAGCUAUCAUCAGAUGAGCAUACAAUGCAGCCCUUGCGGUGUCUCUUUCAUGCCAUAACAUGUAUAUGAUGUCCCCACCAACAGGAAGAACUAGUUCUCUUUUGAAGGAUAAUGUGUAAUGGUAAAUGGGAGUACUUAGAAAUGUCGCGAAAAUUGUUCUUCCCAAUGAUCAAAACUCUACAACAGUGUUGAAUACUAAAGAUGUAUUAAUCAUGCAUCAUGCUGUCAUCAGCUAUAUUGCCGUGAAUGGAGAAGUAUGGUUGGCUAUUUUGGAAA
This is a messenger RNA of Phoenix dactylifera (date palm), 1610 nucleotides long. RefSeq names its product CLP protease proteolytic subunit 1 (gene CLPR1). Gene Ontology annotation, cellular component: endopeptidase Clp complex. Gene Ontology annotation, biological process: protein quality control for misfolded or incompletely synthesized proteins. Gene Ontology annotation, molecular function: serine-type endopeptidase activity; ATPase binding; ATP-dependent peptidase activity. Lineage: Eukaryota; Viridiplantae; Streptophyta; Magnoliopsida; Arecales; Arecaceae. The record is from RefSeq and is a predicted model, not a curated record.